This is a messenger RNA of Charadrius vociferus (killdeer), 843 nucleotides long. It is a transcript of the gene FAM177A1, whose product is annotated as family with sequence similarity 177, member A1. The coding region runs from base 1 to 786 and encodes 261 amino acids. The record is from RefSeq and is a predicted model, not a curated record. The transcript is spliced from 5 exons. NCBI's taxonomy places the organism in Eukaryota, Metazoa, Chordata, Aves, Charadriiformes, Charadriidae.
AUGGUCAAAAUGCGCCUUGCUCUCUCUCUGUUCUGGCCAAAGGGUGAGAUAAGAGAGUGUGAAGAGGGUAAACAAGGAGCAGCAGUUUCAGAUGCUGACUUCCUGACAGGUGGGGUUUGUACGGGUGCCAUAAAACCAAGAAAAAUUCCAAGAGGGCAUCUAAAAGAAAAAGGAAGUCACUUUACAGUGUUCACCGGGUACUUUAAGAGCAUUAGCCAGUGCGGUGAAAGCCAACUUGCAAAUGGAGAUAGAGGCUUUGAGAAUGUGGAGCUGGGCGUCAUAGGAAAGAAGAAGAAAAUCCCAAGGAGGGUUAUUCAUUUUGCAAGUGGAGAAACAAUGGAAGAAUAUAGCACAGAUGAAGAGGAAGAUGAACAAGAGAAAAAAGACCUGUUGCCACCUGUAGAUCCUACAACGCUCACAUGGGGACCCUACUUGUGGUUUCACAUGCUGCGAGUUGCCACAUCAACCUUAUCAGUGUGUGAUUUCCUUGGGGAAAAGAUUGCAUCUGUUCUGGGGAUAAGCACACCAAAAUACCAAUAUGCUAUCGAUGAGUAUUACAGAAUGAAGAGAGAGGAGGAAGAGGAGGAACAGGAAAACAAGAUGUCAGAAGAAGCAGAAAGACAGCAUCAGGAACAGCAGAGUAAGCCGCAAGCUGAAGCUCCUGUCCAGACAGACCAGCCUGAAGCAACAGCAUGCACUUCAUUCGUGAACAUAAACUUUGAAAAUGAGGGAGAUUGCCAGUCCGUUGGGGAAAACAAACAAGAUGUAGUUCCUGUCCCUCCUUAAGUGUAAAGCUCUGUAUAACGUAGGAGAUAGGAAGCGUCAGGUGUCACAAUCUGGCUA